This is a messenger RNA of Rhinichthys klamathensis goyatoka, 1494 nucleotides long. Its product is annotated as fibronectin type III domain-containing protein 7-like. The transcript is spliced from 7 exons. Gene Ontology annotation, molecular function: protein binding. NCBI's taxonomy places the organism in Eukaryota, Metazoa, Chordata, Actinopteri, Cypriniformes, Leuciscidae. Bases 2 to 1351 code for a protein of 449 amino acids. The record is from RefSeq and is a predicted model, not a curated record.
UAUGUUAUCUCUCUCUCCAGCACCUUGUGCCUUGUCAUCCAUCGUGGUGGUGGCUGAAUGCCAAAGUUCUGUUAUCAUGGUACAGUGGCAGAGGGCACGCAGAGGAAAUUCCCUCUACAUUGUCACAGCAGAGGAUCAAGACCGUGCCUUCAUUUCCUGCAAUAGCUCCACCUCUUCCUGCAACCUUACCAAUGUGCAGUGCGGCAAAGAGUACACCAUCAUUGUGGCUGCUUCGGCCAACCAAUGCAGCAGCCUUCGCAGCCCACCCUACAAGAUCAGAACCGCACCCUGUCAGCCCUCACAAGUACAGGCCUAUACAGACUGUCAGUCAAAGGCUGUGUUUGUGUCAUGGGAGCCAUCUUACGUGGCACAGUCAUACCUGCUUACUGCAGUCAGCAGAGAUGGAGACUUAAAGACAUGCAAUACUUCGUACAAUAACUGCACACUAACUGACCUGCACUGCAGCAACACCUACAAUGUGUCCGUUUUAGCCAGUAAUGAGAACUGCACCAGUCUGCCAAGUACUAAUGUCACAUUCAAAACAGUGCCAUGUGAGCCAACCAAUGUAACUGCAAACAUACAAUGCGGGAACAGUAGUGCCUCCUUGUCAUGGGUGGGGAGUACAGGGGCAGUGGCCUACGUGGGAAUUGCCCAGUCAGAAAAUGCCACAAAGGUCUACUGCCAGAACACGGAGACUUCCUGUACUUUGAUGGGCUUAGUGUGCGGCACCGUGUACAACUUUACAGUGCAGGCAACAGAUGGUACCUGCAACAGUUCCUUGAGUAAACCUCAAAUUGGUGGAGCAGCUCCCUGUCCUCCAGCUGGGUUGAGGGUUAUCCCUCGUACAGUAGUGAAUGACACUCAGAUCUUGAGGGCGUCCUGGUCCACUGUGAGUUGCCCUAAUUCUGAAUACCUCUUUGGACUCAAGGGCAGCAUUCAAGGCAACAGCCAGGCACUCUUUGACCUCGCCUCCUAUUGGACAAUUCGCACGUUCUUUGAGAUGCCUCUCCCUUGUGGCUCCUCCUACAGCGCAACCAUCAGGGCGAGAAACUCUGCCGCCUCAAGCGCCGAGUCUGUUGCGGUCACUGGAACCACAGUACCUUGUGCCCCUCUAAAUGUGACAUUCUCUGCAUCAGCGGCAGUAGUGGCAUGGCAUGAGUCUUUAUUUGCUACGAACUACACCGCGUAUGGGGUCACUUCCUCUGGUAGGAUGAAACUCUGCAUGACCUCACAGCUCCUCUGCUCCAUCACCAGUUUCAGUAGCGGUCACAUUGUCGUAACUGCCCACAAUGCUGCUGGACAAAGUGAAGACUCAGUGCCUGUUUUAGUGACAGCCGUUCGCAGGAGGUAAAACCUGGCUCGAAGUCAGAAAGGCCUGCCCCGCCCUGAGUGAAUGCAUCUCGUCGCACUCAAACUCUUCCCUUUGACAAUUCUCAAAAUUCUUUGAUACUUUUGCAUGUUACAUAUAUUCCAGUGCAAGGUUAAUUUUUUCCC